Messenger RNA from Osmerus eperlanus (European smelt), 1171 nucleotides. RefSeq lists its product as uncharacterized. Bases 457 to 1089 code for a protein of 210 amino acids. NCBI's taxonomy places the organism in Eukaryota, Metazoa, Chordata, Actinopteri, Osmeriformes, Osmeridae. The transcript is spliced from 10 exons. The record is from RefSeq and is a predicted model, not a curated record.
GUUUGUUUCCAUGUGUUCAUAUUUGUGAGAGAAAAUUCAGUUGGUGUGGCGCCUGCUACAUGGGUAGAAGAGAUAAAUGGGGUUAAGAUGUGCUACUGGCCCCCUAAAAAUGCCAGUGGCAUGGCAAAGACAUACCAAAUUCCGGAUAAGAGACUCUGGAAACGAUACCAGAUACGGAUCAUCUCAAGCACUGACAACUGCAAGACAGCCAGAAAAAGAGCCAUGAAAGCCACUGAAAGCUCCAAUGUGGAAAGUGAGGAGGAAUAGAAAAGGCGGAAGAGAUCUGUCCCUUCUAGGUACAGGACAGAUAGUGAAAGUGAGGAUGAGAUACCACCCCCCAAAAAAACAAAAACUAAAUUUCCUCAAAACCCACCAACCUUCCCUAAGGCUCCAAGUUACAUACCACCACCUCACUUCACCGUCACUGCCCAUGCAAACGAGGACGAUGAGCAAUCCAUGGCUGCAUUAACUGAAGACACUUCUUCAAAUGACAACACACACACUGACAGCCAGGCACAGACUACAGUAAAUGCAGAUCUCUAUGAAAAAAUUGCAGAGUCUGAAAAGCGGGUCCUAAUGGCAAUUCAGAGAAUGCAGGCAGACAUAGCCAAUUCAAUGGAACGCCUGGUCCAGGCUAUUCAAAACAAUAAUCCUGGUCCAGGGGCAUUUAUGACCAUCCAGCCACAUGAGGCCAUUGAGAGGCCCUGCAGAACAGUGCAGGAGCUGUCAGUACUCCAACUGAAAUUAGAGGGCUUCCAACAACAACAAAUCAUGACCAAGUUUUUGAAACUGACGGGAGGUAGCAGCAUUGGGGACGCUGUCCGAAGAAUACUUCGGAAAGUUGCAACGAACGAGACAUGGUCCAACUACAGCCUGAAAGGGCGAAAGGGAAAACUGCCCUUCAUGGGGACAACCCUUUACAAAAUUGUUUUACUUCCCAAGGGUGAGCGAAAAGGAGAUCGAGGCGUGGAUAGGAGAUACCCUCAAGCAUGCACCUCACUGUGCCACGGUGGUCCCAAUAACUGCACCAGAAGAAGAAUCUGGGGCACCAGAAGAAGAAUCUGGGGCACCAGAAGAAGAGGAAAAUAGUGAUUAAGCCUUCUCACAUUCUCUCACUAUAACUCUCUGACUCCUAUAAUUUCUAUGUUUAUUAUUUCAAUAAAAUAAUUUA